UUGAUGGAUGUUCCGCUGAAAAUUUUCGGUUAAAACAAAGUUUAGUUUUUUUUACAAUGUCUAGUUGUUUUGUGUGUACAAGAAAUACACAGUGUAAAAAGGAAGAGUUCAUCUUUCACCAGUAUUUACAUUAUUUUUCAUCUAUACAAUUAUUUAGCUUUUAGUUAAUAACUCAAUAUUUAUAGUUUUAGAUACCUAAAAAAUAUGGUAUCCGAAAACAGUGGAUGGAGUUUUUUAAGGAACGUGGUAAGGAUAAUUUCAAAAGUCAAUAUAAAGAUAUAAGUAAGAUAAAGUCAUGUACAUGAUAUUUCAAAUGAGAUGAUUUUACAAGCCAUGUGUGGAAUAAAACACUACGGGAAAAUGCUGCUCCUAUAAUUAUUGUUAAUCGGUUAAAAUGUGUAAGUUGAUGAGUUUUUGAAUUGUUGGUUUUUACCUAUAAUAUAUAGUAAUUUAAAUAUAAUUAUUUCUAGGCUGAACAUUUGUCCCUAAAGUAUUGAUACAAUUAACGAGUAAAAGUGUAUGUGUAUACAACCCGAUUUAUACCUCGAAAGCAUUUCUCUAUUAUCUGAUAAAAUAAUAUUGAAUCUAUGCUUAUCUAUCAACGAAUGUUAUAAAUUGGAUCAUAAUUUUGGUAAGCAUAUCUCAUAAAUAACUUUUAUCUAUUAAUAUUACUACAAUUGUUUAUGCUUCUAGCUAAACAAAAUUGUAUUUUUGAAAAAAAAACUAUUAUAAUUACCUAUUUUAUUAGUUUAAAUUUAAUGAAAUAAAAUGGCACAAUAGUUUUUAAAAAAAAUAUAUUUAUAUAGUAAUUAUGUAUUGAUAGUAAAUUUAUAGUAAGUAAUAAGUUGUCUUUGAAAUCUUCAAGUAUUGUAAUAAUCAGUCAGUGUUCUAAGUUUUAAUAUGUUUUUUUUUAAUUCCUCGAUAAAUUCAAAUAUUUAUUUUAUUGUUUUCUAUUAGAUGACAUAAGUGGAUGUGAAUUUAUUAGCAGUACGUAUAUUAGAUCUUGAUUUGCAACUAUUCUAGUCAUUUAUUUAAUAGGUAGCCAUAGGUAUUUUUGAAUUGUCCAAAAUUCUUUAUGUCUUACUCCUUAUACAUUUUCAGACAAUUAGUCAAUAGGCAAACUGUAAUUCCUAAUAAUAUUCUAUUUCAUGAUUAUAAAUUGUUAGUACUGUCACAUAAUACUAGUCAUAAAGUUGAAUAUAUAAUUGAGCAGUUUUCAAUGAAUACAAACGAAAAUCCAACAAUUAACUUUAAAACUGUAAGAUUAAACUUUUGUAUAAGGUUUUCAUCAACACUUAUUGUUUUAGCCAAUUUUUGGGAAAUUUCGAAAAAUUUCAAGCUGUGUGUGUUGCUGUCAUUUGUUGUACAUAAUCCGGGUUUAAUAAUAUUCACCGGUAAGCCAAUUUUAUCUCCAAAUCAAUUAAUAAUUAUUAUUGUUAUUUAUUUGAUAAUUUAUCUAUAUUUAGGUAUAAUACAAUUUUUUAUUCCUUUGAUUUUUUUAAUAGUGAUUGUUUGAACCCGGGCUAAUAAUUGUGUUCUAGGUUCAAAUAGUGACUAAGUAGUUAGUUUUUUAUAAUAUUGUAAUUUAUAAAUUUAUAAUGCUAUGAAUAUUUUUCAGAUGCAUAG
Molecule: messenger RNA, 1626 nt
Organism: Cinara cedri
Lineage: Eukaryota; Metazoa; Arthropoda; Insecta; Hemiptera; Aphididae
Source: the annotation of a GenBank genome assembly